Messenger RNA from Daphnia pulicaria, 1072 nucleotides. Its product is annotated as histone H3. Gene Ontology annotation, cellular component: nucleosome. Bases 9 to 419 code for a protein of 136 amino acids. The transcript has a single exon. Gene Ontology annotation, molecular function: protein heterodimerization activity; DNA binding; structural constituent of chromatin. Lineage: Eukaryota; Metazoa; Arthropoda; Branchiopoda; Diplostraca; Daphniidae. The record is from RefSeq and is a predicted model, not a curated record.
CGCUCGAAAUGGCUCGUACCAAGCAGACCGCUCGCAAAUCCACCGGUGGCAAGGCGCCCCGCAAACAGUUGGCCACCAAAGCCGCUCGUAAAAGUGCCCCGGCCACUGGAGGAGUCAAGAAACCCCAUCGUUAUCGUCCCGGCACCGUCGCCCUUCGUGAGAUCCGUCGCUACCAAAAGUCGACCGAGCUUCUGAUCCGCAAGUUGCCAUUCCAGCGCUUGGUCAGAGAAAUCGCCCAGGAUUUCAAGACCGACUUGCGUUUCCAGAGCUCGGCCGUCAUGGCCCUUCAGGAGGCCAGCGAGGCUUACUUGGUGGGUCUUUUCGAAGACACCAACCUGUGCGCCAUCCACGCCAAGCGAGUCACCAUCAUGCCAAAAGACAUCCAGCUCGCUCGCCGUAUUCGUGGUGAACGUGCCUGAACGACCUAUUCCCUUUUGACUUACCAAUCGGCCCUUUUCAGGGCCACCAUUUACUAAAGAAAAGAUUAACAAAUAUUGCAUCCUCUCUAUUAUCUGAGAAAAUUAAAAUCCCUUUCGUUCAUGUUCGGCUAAAGAGUUCUGCGCAAUAGUUUAGUUUACAUAUGAUUGUUAGUUACAGUUCUCAAAAAUUCGUUUAUCCUAGGUACUGUUUACAGUACUUCAAAUUACGAAUUAAAGGAAUUAAAUGUACGAUUUAAAAAUCUCGCUCUUUUCUCGUUAAACCUAAACUAUUAAAUGCAACAUUAAGUUAUACUUCAAAAAAUAAUCUCUAGUUACUACACGUCAGAAUACAUCUGAAAAUGGAAAAGAAUGUUUUUAAAAAUCAAACAUGAAAGAUGAAACUUACAAUUUCAAUGUCCACUUCAGUAACUACAAGAAACGAUCACUUGAAUUUUGCAGUUUCUUAUCACCAACUUGCUAUUUCGUGUUUGGCAGUCAAUACAUUGAGAUAUUAAAGGAAAAUUCCAGAUAUUUUCACUGUUAGUUGCACUGUUAAAGUUUUUGUUUUCAAUUCUUAAUCAGUUUACAACUGCACAGAGUUGCCUAAUUGACAAUCUGCUCAUUUUUCGUCACAUCAUGUGCUGUUUCCCACU